UGGUGCCGUCCCCCAGUUCGAGAGAUCGCAGUAGAAGGCAAAGUCGCCAUGUCGCUGGUCGCGAACGAGGAUUUCCAGCACAUUCUUCGUGUUCUGAACACGAACGUCGAUGGGAAGCAGAAGAUUAUGUUCGCCCUUACCUCCAUUAAGGGUAUCGGCCGCCGCUUCGCCAAUAUCGUCUGCAAGAAGGCCGACGUGGACAUGAACAAAAGGGCCGGUGAGAUCUCAGCUGCUGAACUGGAGAACCUGAUGACGGUCGUGGCUAAUCCACGCCAGUUCAAGAUCCCAGAUUGGUUCUUGAACAGGAAGAAGGACUACAAAGAUGGCAGGUACUCUCAGAUUGUCUCGAAUAGCUUGGACAUGAAGCUGAGGGAUGAUCUUGAGAGGCUGAAGAAGAUAAGGAAUCAUCGUGGACUUCGUCACUUUUGGGGUCUUCGUGUUCGUGGUCAGCACACAAAGACCACCGGCAGGAGGGGAAAGACUGUUGGUGUCUCAAAGAAGCGAUGAGUUUAAUCACUUCAUUUUGCCCAUCGAUGGUCUUUGUUUGGAUCUUUAAGACCACUUCUUGGUGUUUCUUUUAUUUCAUAAUUUAGACAAAACAGUCAAUUUAUCUAUGUGGCUGCAUUUAGACAACAAUUUUGUUUGUCAAUUGGACUAUAAUAUUGUCAUGGUUCACCCUUUCUCUUGAUUUAAAGCAGCAGUGCGUUUCGGGGAUAUUUUGGAUAUCAUGGAUGCUUGUUUACGUGAAGGAUGUAUUCUGGUCUUAA
Messenger RNA from Musa acuminata subsp. malaccensis (wild Malaysian banana), 767 nucleotides. Its product is annotated as small ribosomal subunit protein uS13z/uS13y/uS13x. The record is from RefSeq and is a predicted model, not a curated record. Gene Ontology annotation, molecular function: structural constituent of ribosome; RNA binding. Gene Ontology annotation, biological process: translation. Gene Ontology annotation, cellular component: cytosol; ribosome; small ribosomal subunit. Lineage: Eukaryota; Viridiplantae; Streptophyta; Magnoliopsida; Zingiberales; Musaceae.